UUGCUCUCCUUCUUCUCUCUCUCUCUCUCUCUCUCUCUCUCUCCCCUACACCUUCACAAUGAGUAGCACCACUCCAUGGUGUACUACUACUACCACUACUACUACUAGUACUAUUUCACCCUCCUCCUCUUCCUCUUCCUCCUCCUCUCUGUUACAUCCAUUUCCACACAAUUCUCGCGCCGCUUCUCACCGGAGAAGAAGAAGAAGAUUCCCCCUCCUCCGCUGCUGCGCCCUCCGCCGCGACGACGGAGGCGAAGUGCGGGAUCGCCUCCUCCCCCGCCUCCUCCUCCACGACUCCCUCGACGCCGCCGGCGUCGACACGCGCCAUGCAAGGGCGGCGUGUGAGGGAUUCCAGCGGCAGAUUGGACGGCUGACGGCGAUCGACAGCACGAUGAUCAUCGCGGUGAGCAAGGGCGCAGACCUGGGGCGCGCAACGCUCCACGUGGUGGAGGAGGACGACUCGCUCGUCUCGCACUCGUCAGUGCCGCUCCCGGUCGACGCAUUCGUCGACCGCCUCGACGAUCUCUCCAUGGGGUUCUGCUCCUCGGCCUACAUGCCGCCCUCGGGCGUGGCCCCCGCGGUCUUCCUCGGAAACCUGGAGAGAUACUUGUAUGUUCACAAGGGAUUUCGCAGAAUAAAUGUUAUGUCAGAUGCUCGAGCUUUGUAUCUUCACUCGGUUUUAACAUGUCGAUCGGGAUCAGUUGUCAUGCUGUCGUUAAUAUACUCAGAAAUGCUCAAGAUGCUAAGAAUCUAUGGCUUUCUCGACUUUGAUGCAGAGAUUUACUUUCCUUUUGAUCUCAACAGUCUUCCUAGAGGGUAUGAGAAACAAAAGAGCAAAAUAUCAGAUGAGCCUCAUAUUAUGACAUCCAAGUUACUUUUGGUGAAGAUCCUAAAAGAUCUCAAAUAUGCUUUCUGGCCAUUCCAGUACGAUAAGUCAAGCAGUUUAUUUCUAAGGGCUGUGCGCACUUUAAACCAAACCGUAGGUAAAAGUUAUUCAUCAUCAGAUAACAGUGUGAGUUCUUUAGAGAUAGCUUCUGCUAAAGCUGCUCAGCAUAGGCUAGAGCGCGGAGUUUGGACUAAUGUCCGUUUCGGAGAUAUGCGGCGUGCAUUAGCAGCAUGCGAGCGGCUUAUACUACUCCACGAUGAUUAUCGCGAACUAAGAGAUUAUGCUGUUCUUCUAUACCACUGCGGAUACUACGAAGAUUGUUUGCAGUGCUUGACAUUAUACCAUGCUUCAAUGGAAAAGGAAUCUCAAUCUGACCCAGAAGAUGUUGAGGGCGAGGCAGUGAAGAAUCUCGUGGCACGACUCAACCUGAUUUUAGCAGAUGAAGGUUGGAGCAAGCAAAGAACAAGCACGAGUUAUUGGAAUAAGAUCUACGAGCCGUGGUAGCUCUAGUAAUCUCGUUUUCUGCAAGUCAAGGGAGUUUAUCCGGACCAAGUCGUGGAUGAUUAUGACCAAAUUGUUCUUGGAGCAGCGGUUGAGAACAAUGAAGAUUAAUCAAAUUGAGCAGUCGAAGACCCGAAAGGAAAACAGUAGUUAGAAAUAUAGCUAUUUGUGUACGUUAUUAAUGUAUAGCAAAUUCAAUUAUUCGAAAUUACAAUAAUUAUGGCUUGUAUAUGUGAUUUAGCAAUUCUUGUACUGUUCAAAGUUAAUUCUUUGUUAUAUACUUGCAUUAGAGUCCA
Molecule: messenger RNA, 1683 nt
Organism: Ananas comosus (pineapple)
Lineage: Eukaryota; Viridiplantae; Streptophyta; Magnoliopsida; Poales; Bromeliaceae
Exons: 8
Coding region: 59-1390 (443 amino acids)
Source: RefSeq, a predicted model, not a curated record